CUGCCCGCCACCACCGUCUCCUCGGCGCCCAGAACAAGCAGAACAGAACAGACAGUAUAGAAGAACAAGCCUUUUUUCCCCACGCGAACCCUCAACGGGAAGGAAUUAAAGAAGGAAAACCCCCCAACACCCACAUCUCGGCAGCAACAGCAGAGCUUCGAUUUCUGCAAGACUCAACUGCAAACUGAGCCACAAACAAGACUCGUAGAUUACCCGUCUACCCCUCUUUGAAGCUAGUCGAUCGCAAACGGUCAUCCAGUUCAGGGCACCCACCCUCCGACUCCUGACGAAAUAAUGAGCGACGAAUCGUCCACUGUGGCGCGUCCCCACGCCAGCAGCUCCCGGAAGACCCUCCCCACCUUCGACUUCACCGUCCAUACACUGGAGAAUGGCGACAAGGUAUCCACCGUAGAGAGGUUCGCAAAAGACGUCCCACCACCUGCUGUGCACAAGCCGACGGAAGAGGAAUUCUGGUCCAAAAAGGACCCCUCCAAACCUGAUCACGAAUUUCUGAGAAACCACUUUUUCCGGGAGGGCCGUCUGACGCAAGAGCAGGCUUUGCGUAUCAUCAAGCGUGGAACCGAGCUUUUGAAAGAGGAGCCCAAUUUGUUGGACGUCGAGGCACCAAUCACUGUGUGUGGAGAUAUUCACGGACAAUACUAUGACUUGAUGAAACUGUUCGAAGUGGGUGGGAAUCCGGCAGAUACAAGAUAUCUGUUUUUAGGAGACUAUGUGGAUAGAGGAUAUUUCUCAAUCGAGUGCUUCAUGUACCUCCUGAUCCUGAAGGACUGGUUCCCGGACUCCAUCUUCAUGCUUCGAGGCAACCACGAGUGCAGGCAUUUGACGGACUACUUCACAUUCAAGCUCGAAUGCGGUCACAAAUACUCGGAAGAGGUCUACGAAGCAUGUCUCGAAGCAUUCUGUGCCCUACCACUAGCAGCUGUGAUGAACAAGCAGUUCCUUUGCAUUCACGGAGGAUUGUCUCCCGAGCUCACGACGCUCGAGGAUUUACGCGGGAUCAACCGAUUCCGGGAACCACCGACGCACGGAUUGAUGUGUGAUUUGUUAUGGGCUGAUCCGCUGGAGGACUUUGGACAAGAGAAGACGAACGAAUUUUUCGUACAUAACGGCGUACGCGGGUGUUCGUAUUUCUUCAGCUACUACGCCGCAUGUGCCUUCUUGGAGCGCAACAACCUACUCUCGAUUAUCCGUGCGCACGAAGCACAAGACGCAGGAUACCGAAUGUACCGGAAAACACGGACAACAGGGUUUCCAUCAGUCAUCACUAUCUUCUCCGCGCCAAAUUACCUCGACGUGUACAACAACAAGGCCGCCGUGCUCAAAUACGAAAACAACGUCAUGAACAUCAGGCAGUUCAACUGCACGCCACAUCCGUACUGGUUGCCCAACUUUAUGGAUGUGUUCUCGUGGAGUUUGCCGUUUGUUGGGGAGAAGAUUACGGAUAUCCUGUUGUCGAUACUCAACAUUUGCAGCAAGGAGGAGCUCGACGAUAACACUGCAGGCGUGAAGGUGCCGCAGGUUAUUGAAGACAGUGCCGAGCAGGAAGCGCGUCGUCAAGUAAUCAAGAACAAGAUCCGCGCUGUAGGGCGUAUGGCGAGAACGUUCCAAGUGCUGAGAGAGGAAAGCGAGCACAUCAUGGAGCUCAAAAACGUCAUGGGCACUCAAACCCUCCCCCCCGGCACACUGGCCUUGGGAGCCGAAGGCAUCAAAGCCGCCAUCUCCACCUUCGAAGAAGCGCGCUCCGCCGACCUCGACAACGAGCGUCUGCCCCCUCUCAAAGACGGCCAGAAGGCACCCGCGCCGGCCCCGCCCGUGUUUGCGCUUAAGGAAAGCGAGGCGGCGGCGACGAAGAAGGUUAUGCCCCCGCGGCCGGCGCAGCCGAGACGGACGCCGUCGUUGAAGACGCCGCAGGGGAUCAUCAACCCGACGCCGGGGGAUGCGAGCUUACCGGCGGAACCGACGAAGUAGGGCGGAGGUUUGCGGAUUUGGGAUGUGAGGGACGGGUAUGGGAGAAGCGAGUCGUGGGAAACCUUCGUUCUGUCGCUCUACCUCCUUCCGCGGACGCGUUUACCUCGGUUUUCCAGUCGUCGACGACGGCAGCCUCGUUCGAGGCAUCUGAUUUUCUGUAGCAAGGGACCGUGGGAUGGAGAAGGAAAUCUCUUUCGUGCGUACGCUUUUGCCGAGUUCGCUGUGGGACGGUUUCUGGGCAGUUCACCACGCCCUCCAUCCCACCCUACUACACCGGCUUUUUCAUUGCACCCUCUCCUGACAUCCUCACUUUGUCGUCCCUCUUACCAUGUUGUUUUGUCUCAUACCUACAUACCAUCACUGAUUUUGUGAAAGUGUUUUUCUCAUAUAGCAUUCAUACUCACAUCUUGGAAUUGAGGCUUUUGAUCG
Messenger RNA from Fimicolochytrium jonesii, 2418 nucleotides. RefSeq names its product Metallo-dependent phosphatase-like protein. The coding region runs from base 295 to 1989 and encodes 564 amino acids. NCBI's taxonomy places the organism in Eukaryota, Fungi, Chytridiomycota, Chytridiomycetes, Spizellomycetales, Powellomycetaceae. The record is from RefSeq and is a predicted model, not a curated record. Gene Ontology annotation, molecular function: calmodulin binding; calmodulin-dependent protein phosphatase activity. Gene Ontology annotation, biological process: calcineurin-mediated signaling; fungal-type cell wall organization. The transcript is spliced from 11 exons. Gene Ontology annotation, cellular component: calcineurin complex; cytoplasm.